AUGGGGAUCUCCAUGGUCAUCCUUGAAAUAUGUCUUUUAUUGGGUCAAGUUCUAUUUACAGAUGUGGCCUUGAGGCUGGUGAACGGAGAGGGCCGGUGUCAGGGCCGGGUGGAGGUCCUGUACCGGGGCUCGUGGGGCACCGUGUGUGACGACGGCUGGGACACCAAUGACGCCAACGUGGUGUGCAGGCAGCUCGACUGUGGCCCAGCUCUGUCAGCACCAGGAAGUGCCCACUUUGGUCAGGGCUCAGGGUCUAUUGUCCUGGACGACGUGGGCUGCUCUGGAAACGAGUCCUACCUGUGGAGCUGUCCCCACAACGGCUUGCUCUCGCACAAUUGCGGCCACGGGGAAGACGCCAGUGUCAUCUGCUCAGGGACCCAAACGAGUUUGGCCGUGCGGCUGGUGAACGGAGGUGACCGGUGUCAGGGCCGGGUGGAGGUCCUGUACCGAGGCUCGUGGGGCACCGUGUGUGACGACGCCUGGGGCACCAACGACGCCGACGUGGUGUGCAGGCAGCUGGGCUGUGGCCGGGCCACGUCGGCCCCAGGAAGUGCCCGCUUCAGUCAGGGCUCGGGGCCGAUUCUCCUGGACAACGUGGGCUGCUCAGGACACGAGUCCGACCUGUGGAGCUGCAGCCACAACGGCUGGAACAGCCACAACUGUGGUCACCACGAGGAUGCCGGUGUCGUCUGCUCAGCGAGGAAGCAGAACUGCUUUGGAGCCAUGACGGCACAGUGGGCCGCAGAGAGCGCCCACCGUUCUGCGGCCAGACAGAACGGGCCUCCUCCUUCUCGGCGGGGUCGAGGGCUCAGUCCACACCCGCGUUUCCUCUGGGGCUUCCUUCUCGGCGCACCGCUUUUGGGGGUGCCGUUGGAAAAUGGGUCACCCUCACCCCUCGACGGGUGCCUUCAUUUGGGUCUUCCCAGCAGCCGACUCAGAGAACAGGAUUCCAGGCUCCGGUGUGAACCGGGGAGGGCGAGAAGAGCAGUGGGGAAGGGGGCCGCCGGGCUGUGGGCGCUUAUGAGCCAGCGAGGCCGCUGGGGCUGGAGCUCGAUCCCCAGCAGGGUCUCGGGGGCGGCCCGAUUAGUCUCGGACUCCCUGCCCCGGGGCCGCCGGAAUGGGCUCUUCCCCCAGAACUGCUGGGACCCCUGCUUGCUGUUGCCACGCAGGGGAGUUGAGGCGGUGGCCGUGGCGGCCUGUCCCGGGCGUGCCAAGGGGCCGUCCUAUUCCGGAGAGGAGGAAGCCCCCAGGCCCAGCCAGGCAGGCAGGCACUGGCGGUGGGAUAGAGGGCGGAGCUCCCGGAGGACCCGCAGGUUCGCGGCGCUGGGGGGCGGUGUGCGCGCAGCGGGCGCGCCAGCAGCCUCAGCUCGGCGUGAGCCCCUGCGCCUCUUCCACCUCGGAGACCAGCUGGGGCCCCUGCGCGCUUUGCGUCCGACUUUCCUUCUCUUUCUCGCAGACGUGCGGUCCCGGUCCACACUCGUGCCGUCCGCCGGGCCCAACACGAGCCCAGGUGUGGCGCCCGCGACAGGUGACGGGCCGCUGUCCCGGGUGGAGGGCGGGAGAGUGCCUGGACCGCCCGUGUCGGGCCCAGGUCCCAUCCUCUGCUGGGACGUGGGAGAGCCCAGGCAGGACCACGCAGGGGCCAACAAGCUCCCCACAGGGCCCCAGAGUCUGGAACACGCCUCUGGCCUGGGACCUCAGGAGAGACACGGAGGAGGUGUUCUUGUGCUCCCCCUAGGGACCGAACCGAGUUUGGCCGUGCGGCUGGUGAACGGAGGUGACCGGUGUCAGGGCCGGGUGGAGGUCCUGUACCGAGGCUCGUGGGGCACCGUGUGUGACGACGCCUGGGGCACCAACGACGCCGACGUGGUGUGCAGGCAGCUGGGCUGUGGCCGGGCCACGUCGGCCCCAGGAAGUGCCCGCUUCAGUCAGGGCUCGGGGCCGAUUCUCCUGGACAACGUGGGCUGCUCAGGACACGAGUCCGACCUGUGGAGCUGCAGCCACAACGGCUGGAACAGCCACAACUGUGGUCACCACGAGGAUGCCGGUGUCGUCUGCUCAGGUGGGCCUCCGAGAUCCCCGGACCCCCUCCCGGGUGUUCUUGUGCUCCCCCUAGGGACCGAACCGAGUUUGGCCGUGCGGCUGGUGAACGGAGGUGACCGGUGUCAGGGCCGGGUGGAGGUCCUGUACCGAGGCUCGUGGGGCACCGUGUGUGACGACGCCUGGGGCACCAACGACGCCGACGUGGUGUGCAGGCAGCUGGGCUGUGGCCGGGCCACGUCGGCCCCAGGAAGUGCCCGCUUCAGUCAGGGCUCGGGGCCGAUUCUCCUGGACAACGUGGGCUGCUCAGGACACGAGUCCGACCUGUGGAGCUGCAGCCACAACGGCUGGAACAGCCACAACUGUGGUCACCACGAGGAUGCCGGUGUCGUCUGCUCAGGGACCGAACCGAGUUUGGCCGUGCGGCUGGUGAACGGAGGUGACCGGUGUCAGGGCCGGGUGGAGGUCCUGUACCGAGGCUCGUGGGGCACCGUGUGUGACGACGCCUGGGGCACCAACGACGCCGACGUGGUGUGCAGGCAGCUGGGCUGUGGCCGGGCCACGUCGGCCCCAGGAAGUGCCCGCUUCAGUCAGGGCUCGGGGCCGAUUCUCCUGGACAACGUGGGCUGCUCAGGACACGAGUCCGACCUGUGGAGCUGCAGCCACAACGGCUGGAACAGCCACAACUGUGGUCACCACGAGGAUGCCGGUGUCGUCUGCUCAGGUGGGCCUCCGAGAUCCCCGGACCCCCUCCCGGGUGUUCUUGUGCUCCCCCUAGGGACCGAACCGAGUUUGGCCGUGCGGCUGGUGAACGGAGGUGACCGGUGUCAGGGCCGGGUGGAGGUCCUGUACCGAGGCUCGUGGGGCACCGUGUGUGACGACGCCUGGGGCACCAACGACGCCGACGUGGUGUGCAGGCAGCUGGGCUGUGGCCGGGCCACGUCGGCCCCAGGAAGUGCCCGCUUCAGUCAGGGCUCGGGGCCGAUUCUCCUGGACAACGUGGGCUGCUCAGGACACGAGUCCGACCUGUGGAGCUGCAGCCACAACGGCUGGAACAGCCACAACUGUGGUCACCACGAGGAUGCCGGUGUCGUCUGCUCAGGUGGGCCUCCGAGAUCCCCGGACCCCCUCCCGGGCGAGGGGGGGACCAUCUUUGCUGAGAACAGACACACACUUCCCGCCCUCCCGGGGCCCCCACCCGAGCCCCUCCCAGAGAUCCUGUGCCUCCCAAGGUGGCCCGCGGGCAGCUGGCCCCGAAAGCGAAAGCUCGAGGUUCGGGGGGUGGGGGGGGGAGCGGCGGGGUCAGCUCCCCUCCCCUCUUCGGCCAACAGCGAGGAAGCAGAACUGCUUUGGAGCCGUGACGGCACAGUGGGCCGCAGAGAGCGCCCACCGUUCUGCGGCCAGACAGAACGGGCCUCCUCCUUCUCAGCAGGGGGAGUUGAGGCGGUGGCCGUGGCGGCCUGUCCCGGGCGUGCCAAGGGGCCGUCCUAUUCCGGAGAGGAGGAAGCCCCCAGGCCCAGCCAGGCAGGCAGGCACUGGCGGUGGGAUAGAGGGCGGAGCUCCCGGAGGACCCGCAGGUUCGCGGCGCUGGGGGGCGGUGUGCGCGCAGCGGGCGCGCCAGCAGCCUCAGCUCGGCGUGAGCCCCUGCGCCUCUUCCACCUCGGAGACCAGCUGGGGCCCCUGCGCGCUUUGGGUCCGACUUUCCUUCUCUUUCUCGCAGACGUGCGGGCCCGGUCCACACUCCUGCCGUGCCGGAUUCCCUCCAUCCCUCACUCCUUGCAGCACCCUCAGGUUCAGCAGGGUCACCUCCGCAUCCACGACUGGCAGAGACGGUGCCCAGGGGACGGGAGGGGAAUGAGUGAUUGUGGGGCUCCGGGGACCGGGAGACCCGAUCGGCUCCUGGUCCACUCUGCCCGGCGGCGCCUGCCUUUUCUGUGCGAGCCGCGGCGUCUGGGCAUCCCCUGGGACGGGCCACCGCCGGGCCCAACACGAGCCCAGGUGUGGCGCCCGCGACAGCGGGAUGCUGGCCCAGACGCUGAGCUAAGGGCCUCCUCCAGGGGCUCAGCGUCCGCCCUGGAGUCCUCGCGGGUCCUGCCGGGACCUGGCUCCUGGCUCCCAGGCGACGGGCCGCUGUCCCGGGUGGAGGGCGGGAGAGUGCCUGGACCGCCCGUGUCGGGCCCAGGUCCCAUCCUCUGCUGGGACGUGGGAGAGCCCAGGCAGGACCACGCAGGGGCCAACAAGCUCCCCACAGGGCCCCAGAGUCUGGAACACGCCUCUGGCCUGGGACCUCAGGAGAGACACGGAGGAGGUGUUCUUGUGCUCCCCCUAGGGACCGAACCGAGUUUGGCCGUGCGGCUGGUGAACGGAGGUGACCGGUGUCAGGGCCGGGUGGAGGUCCUGUACCGAGGCUCGUGGGGCACCGUGUGUGACGACGCCUGGGGCACCAACGACGCCGACGUGGUGUGCAGGCAGCUGGGCUGUGGCCGGGCCACGUCGGCCCCAGGAAGUGCCCGCUUCAGUCAGGGCUCGGGGCCGAUUCUCCUGGACAACGUGGGCUGCUCAGGACACGAGUCCGACCUGUGGAGCUGCAGCCACAACGGCUGGAACAGCCACAACUGUGGUCACCACGAGGAUGCCGGUGUCGUCUGCUCAGGUGGGCCUCCGAGAUCCCCGGACCCCCUCCCGGGCGAGGGGGGGACCAUCUUUGCUGAGAACAGACACACACUUCCCGCCCUCCCGGGGCCCCCACCCGAGCCCCUCCCAGAGAUCCUGUGCCUCCCAAGGUGGCCCGCGGGCAGCUGGCCCCGAAAGCGAAAGCUCGAGGUUCAGGGGGUGGGGGGGGGAGCGGCGGGGUCAGCUCCCCUCCCCUCUUCGGCCAACAGCGAGGAAGCAGAACUGCUUUGGAGCCGUGACGGCACAGUGGGCCGCAGAGAGCGCCCACCGUUCUGCGGCCAGACAGAACGGGCCUCCUCCUUCUCAGCAGGGGGAGUUGAGGCGGUGGCCGUGGCGGCCUGUCCCGGGCGUGCCAAGGGGCCGUCCUAUUCCGGAGAGGAGGAAGCCCCCAGGCCCAGCCAGGCAGGCAGGCACUGGCGGUGGGAUAGAGGGCGGAGCUCCCGGAGGACCCGCAGGUUCGCGGCGCUGGGGGGCGGUGUGCGCGCAGCGGGCGCGCCAGCAGCCUCAGCUCGGCGUGAGCCCCUGCGCCUCUUCCACCUCGGAGACCAGCUGGGGCCCCUGCGCGCUUUGGGUCCGACUUUCCUUCUCUUUCUCGCAGACGUGCGGGCCCGGUCCACACUCCUGCCGUGCCGGAUUCCCUCCAUCCCUCACUCCUUGCAGCACCCUCAGGUUCAGCAGGGUCACCUCCGCAUCCACGACUGGCAGAGACGGUGCCCAGGGGACGGGAGGGGAAUGAGUGAUUGUGGGGCUCCGGGGACCGGGAGACCCGAUCGGCUCCUGGUCCACUCUGCCCGGCGGCGCCUGCCUUUUCUGUGCGAGCCGCGGCGUCUGGGCAUCCCCUGGGACGGGCCACCACCGGGCCCAACACGAGCCCAGGUGUGGCGCCCGCGACAGCGGGAUGCUGGCCCAGACGCUGAGCUAAGGGCCUCCUCCAGGGGCUCAGCGUCCGCCCUGGAGUCCUCGCGGGUCCUGCCGGGACCUGGCUCCUGGCUCCCAGGCGACGGGCCGCUGUCCCGGGUGGAGGGCGGGAGAGUGCCUGGACCGCCCGUGUCGGGCCCAGGUCCCAUCCUCUGCUGGGACGUGGGAGAGCCCAGGCAGGACCACGCAGGGGCCAACAAGCUCCCCACAGGCCAGAGUCUGGAACACGCCUCUGGCCUGGGACCUCAGGAGAGACACGGAGGAGGUGUUCUUGUGCUCCCCCUAGGGACCGAACCGAGUUUGGCCGUGCGGCUGGUGAACGGAGGUGACCGGUGUCAGGGCCGGGUGGAGGUCCUGUACCGAGGCUCGUGGGGCACCGUGUGUGACGACGCCUGGGGCACCAACGACGCCGACGUGGUGUGCAGGCAGCUGGGCUGUGGCCGGGCCACGUCGGCCCCAGGAAGUGCCCGCUUCAGUCAGGGCUCGGGGCCGAUUCUCCUGGACAACGUGGGCUGCUCAGGACACGAGUCCGACCUGUGGAGCUGCAGCCACAACGGCUGGAACAGCCACAACUGUGGUCACCACGAGGAUGCCGGUGUCGUCUGCUCAGCCGCCGGGCCCAACACGAGCCCAGGUCCAUGACGAUGGCCCCAGAGUCUGGAACACGCCUCUGGCCUGGGACCUCAGGAGAGACACGGAGGAGGUGUUCUUGUGCUCCCCCUAGGGACCGAACCGAGUUUGGCCGUGCGGCUGGUGAACGGAGGUGACCGGUGUCAGGGCCGGGUGGAGGUCCUGUACCGAGGCUCGUGGGGCACCGUGUGUGACGACGCCUGGGGCACCAACGACGCCGACGUGGUGUGCAGGCAGCUGGGCUGUGGCCGGGCCACGUCGGCCCCAGGAAGUGCCCGCUUCAGUCAGGGCUCGGGGCCGAUUCUCCUGGACAACGUGGGCUGCUCAGGACACGAGUCCGACCUGUGGAGCUGCAGCCACAACGGCUGGAACAGCCACAACUGUGGUCACCACGAGGAUGCCGGUGUCGUCUGCUCAGGUGGGCCUCCGAGAUCCCCGGACCCCCUCCCGGGCGGGGGGGGGACCAUCUUUGCUGAGAACAGACACACACUUCCCGCCCUCCCGGGGCCCCCACCCGAGCCCCUCCCAGAGAUCCUGUGCCUCCCAAGGUGGCCCGCGGGCAGCUGGCCCCGAAAGCGAAAGCUCGAGGUUCAGGGGGUGGGGGGGGGAGCGGCGGGGUCAGCUCCCCUCCCCUCUUCGGCCAACAGCGAGGAAGCAGAACUGCUUUGGAGCCGUGACGGCACAGUGGGCCGCAGAGAGCGCCCACCGUUCUGCGGCCAGACAGAACGGGCCUCCUCCUUCUCAGCAGGGGGAGUUGAGGCGGUGGCCGUGGCGGCCUGUCCCGGGCGUGCCAAGGGGCCGUCCUAUUCCGGAGAGGAGGAAGCCCCCAGGCCCAGCCAGGCAGGCAGGCACUGGCGGUGGGAUAGAGGGCGGAGCUCCCGGAGGACCCGCAGGUUCGCGGCGCUGGGGGGCGGUGUGCGCGCAGCGGGCGCGCCAGCAGCCUCAGCUCGGCGUGAGCCCCUGCGCCUCUUCCACCUCGGAGACCAGCUGGGGCCCCUGCGCGCUUUGGGUCCGACUUUCCUUCUCUUUCUCGCAGACGUGCGGGCCCGGUCCACACUCGUGCCGUGCCGGAUUCCCUCCAUCCCUCACUCCUUGCAGCACCCUCAGGUUCAGCAGGGUCACCUCCGCAUCCACGACUGGCAGAGACGGUGCCCAGGGGACGGGAGGGGAAUGAGUGAUUGUGGGGCUCCGGGGACCGGGAGACCCGAUCGGCUCCUGGUCCACUCUGCCCGGCGGCGCCUGCCUUUUCUGUGCGAGCCGCGGCGUCUGGGCAUCCCCUGGGACGGGCCACGGGAUGCUGGCCCAGACGCUGAGCUAAGGGCCUCCUCCAGGGGCUCAGCGUCCGCCCUGGAGUCCUCGCGGGUCCUGCCGGGACCUGGCUCCUGGCUCCCAGGCGACGGGCCGCUGUCCCGGGUGGAGGGCGGGAGAGUGCCUGGACCGCCCGUGUCGGGCCCAGGUCCCAUCCUCUGCUGGGACGUGGGAGAGCCCAGGCAGGACCACGCAGGGGCCAACAAGCUCCCCACAGGCCAGAGUCUGGAACACGCCUCUGGCCUGGGACCUCAGGAGAGACACGGAGGAGGUGUUCUUGUGCUCCCCCUAGGGACCGAACCGAGUUUGGCCGUGCGGCUGGUGAACGGAGGUGACCGGUGUCAGGGCCGGGUGGAGGUCCUGUACCGAGGCUCGUGGGGCACCGUGUGUGACGACGCCUGGGGCACCAACGACGCCGACGUGGUGUGCAGGCAGCUGGGCUGUGGCCGGGCCACGUCGGCCCCAGGAAGUGCCCGCUUCGGUCAGGGCUCAGGGCUGAUUCUCCUGGACAACGUGGGCUGCUCAGGACACGAGUCCGACCUGUGGAGCUGCAGCCACAACGGCUGGAACAGCCACAACUGUGGUCACCACGAGGAUGCCGGUGUCGUCUGCUCAGGGUCGAGGGCUCAGUCCACACCCGCGUUUCCUCUGGGGCUUCCUUCUCGGCACAGGGCUUUCCACUGUGUCGCUGCGGGUUUGCCUUUGAGGCUGGUGAAUGGAGGUGACCGUUGUCAGGGCCAGAUGGAGGUCCUGUACCAAGGCUACUGGGGCACCUUGUGUGAUGACAGCUGGGAGACCCAGGACACAGACGUCAUCUGGUGGCAGCUGGGCUGUGGCCAUUAAGUGUCGGCCCUGGGUGGGGCCCACUUUGGUCAGGGCUCUGGGAAUACUCUCUUGGGUGCAGUGCUGGUGAAUGGAGGUGACUGGUGUCAGGGCCGGAUUGAGGUCUUGUACCAGGGCUCCUGGGGCACGGUGGGUGAUGACUUCUGGGACAUCAACUACGACAACGUGAUCUGCAGGAAAUUCGACUGUGGCCUAGCUCUCAACAACAACCAUGGCAACCACUUACUGGGAGACACAGACGCCAACAGGACCUUACGUUUGCUUCUGAGGCUGGUGAAUGGAGGUGACCGCUGUCAGGGUCGGGUGUAAGUCCUGUACCAAGGCUACUGGGACCCCGUGUGUGACGACAGCUGGGACACCCAGGAUGCAGACGUUGUCUGUCAGCAGCUCGGCUGUGGCCAUUCACUGUCGUCCUCGUGCAGGGCCCACUUUGGUCAUGGCUCAGGGAACAUUCUCUUGGGUGCAGUGUACUGCUCUGGAUGGGAGCCCUACCUCCACUGCCCCCACAGCAGGUGUUACGACCAGGAGUGUGGCCACAGGGAAGAUACCAGAGUCCUGUGUUCAGGUGCAGAUUCUAAUGUGGCCUUGAGGCUGGUGAACGGAGAGGGCCGGUGUCAGGGCCGGGUGGAGGUCCUGUACCGGGGCUCGUGGGGCACCGUGUGUGAUGACGGCUGGGACACCCAUGACGCCAACGUGGUGUGCAGGCAGCUCGACUGUGGCCCAGCUCUGUCAGCGCCAGGAAGUGCCCACUUUGGUCAGGGCUCAGGGCCUAUUGUCUUGGACAAUGUGGGCUGCUCGGGACACGAGUCCUACCUGUGGAGCUGCCCCCACAACGGCUGGCUCUCGCACAACUGCGGCCACGGGGAAGACGCCAGCGUCAUCUGCUCAGACGUGCGGUCCCGGUCCACACUCGUGCCGUCCGCCUGGCCCAACACGAGCCCAGGUGUGGCGCCCGCGACAGAUUGGCGGCACCCAUUCCCUACAACCACUGAGGGACCGUCUUCAAAUUGUGGUGGCUUCUUAUUCAGUGCCAGUGGGACAAUUUCCAGCCCAUCCUACCCUGGAUAUUACUCGAACAAUGCUAAGUGUGUCUGGGAGAUAGAAGUGAAUUCUGGCUACCGCAUAAACCUGGGCUUCAACCACCUGCAGUUGGAGUUACACAGUAGCUGCAAUUAUGAUUAUGUUGAAAUCUUUGAUGGGUCACUGAACAGCAAUAAUUUGCUGGGGAAAAUCUGUAAUGGCACCAGGCAAAUAUUCACAUCUUCUUACAACAGAAUAAUUGUUCAAUUCCGAAGUGAUGCCAGUGUCCAAAACACCGGCUUUUCUGCUUGGUAUAACUCCUUUCCAGGAGAUGCCAGUUUGAGAUUAGUCAAUUUCAACUCCUCCUUUGGUGCAUGUGCCGGGCUUGUGGAAAUUUAUCACGGCAGCCACUGGGGGACAAUAUGUGAUGAUUCCUGGGACAUUCAGGAUGCCCAGGUGGUCUGCAGACAGCUGGGGUGUGGAUAUGCAGUAUCAGCCCUGGGAAACGCCUAUUUUGGCCAUGGCUCUGGCCCCAUCACCCUGGACGAUGUGGUGUGCUCAGGAACGGAAUCUACUCUCUGGCAGUGCCGGAACCGAGGCUGGUUCUCCCAUAAUUGUGCCCACCGUGAAGAUGCUGGAGUCAUUUGCUCAGGAAACUACACAACAACCUCUGUUCCCAUGUACAUCACCCGUCCAACCACAAAUUAUUCCUGCGGAGGCUUCCUGUCCCAACCUUCAGGGCACCUCUCCAGCCCAUUCUAUCCUGGGAACUAUCCGAACAACGCCAAGUGUGUGUGGGACAUCGAAGUCCAAAACACCUACCGCGUGACUGUUGUCUUCAGAGAUGUCCAGCUUGAAGGAGGCUGUAACUACGACUACAUCGAGGUGUUCGAUGGUCCCCACCACAGUUCCCCUCUUAUCGCACGCGUCUGUGAUGGGUCAAGGGGCUCUUUCACCUCGUCGUCAAACUUCAUGUCUAUUCGCUUCAUCAGCGAUGGCAGUGUCACAAGGAGAGGCUUCCAGGCCGACUUCUACUCUAGUCCUUCCAAUGACAGCACCAAGCUGCUUUGUCGGUCGAAUCACAUGCAAGCCAGCGUGAGCAGAAGCUACCUCCAAUCCCUGGGCUAUUCUGCCGGGGACCUUGUCAUUCUCAGCUGGAACGGGAGCUACCAGUGUCGGCCCCAGAUAACGUCGAGCCAGGUGACAUUCACAAUUCCCUACUCAGGCUGCGGCACCCUCGAGCAGGUAGAUAAUGAUACCAUCACCUAUUCCAACGUCCUCAAAGCAGCAGUUUCAAGGGGCAUCAUCAAGAGAAACAAGGACCUCCACAUUCACGUCAGCUGCAGAAUGCUCGAGAACACCUGGGUUGACACAAUGUACAUUGCUAAUGACACCAUCGAGGUCGAGGAAGUCCAGUAUGGCAAUUUUGACGUGAACAUUUCCCUUUACACAUCCUCUUUAUUCUUGUAUCCCGUGACCAGCAGCCCACACUAUGUGGACCUGAACCAGAAUUUGUACCUUCAGGCUGAAAUCCUCCAUUCUGACGCCUCCCUGGACUUAUUUGUGGACACCUGUGUGGCGUCGCCAUAUUCCAAUGACUUUACGUCUCUGACUUAUGAUCUAAUCCGGAGCGGGUGUGUGAAGGAUGAAACCUACCAAUCCUACGCUCCGCCGUCGCCCCGCAUCGCCCGCUUCAAAUUCAGUUCCUUCCACUUUGUGAACCGCUUCCCCUCCUUGUACCUGAAGUGUAAGAUGGUGGUGUGCAAGGCGUACGACUCCUCUUCCCGCUGCCACAGAGGCUGUGUGGUGAGGGCCAAGAGGGACGUGGGCUCCUACCAGGAGAAGGUGGACGUCGUCCUGGGGCCCAUCCGACUGCAGGGCCCGCACACCAAGGAGAGGAGCCUGGCCCUGCCGGCUAACGUGGAGGAGCAGGCCAGCACACAGGGGAGCUACCACAGCGCUGCCGUCUCUGCUGGGGUCUUCCUGGUCAUGGUCCUGGUUGUGGCAGCCUUCACCCUGGGGAGGAACACCCGCGCUGCCAGUUACCAGCCUCUGAGCUCUAAGAUGUGA
Molecule: messenger RNA, 11502 nt
Organism: Diceros bicornis minor
Lineage: Eukaryota; Metazoa; Chordata; Mammalia; Perissodactyla; Rhinocerotidae
Product: deleted in malignant brain tumors 1 protein-like
Cellular component (GO): membrane
Source: RefSeq, a predicted model, not a curated record